AUGACAACAGGAGGCGAUAUUACUGAUGCACAAAUUGCAACUUCAAUUUGCAAAGGUCCUUAUCCACCAGGAGGAAUGUCAAUAUCAUCAACACUCGUUAAUGAUAUUUUCAGGGCCAGAAUAUACACUUCUCCGUAUAUUACAAGCUUCAAAGAAGCAGAAAAGUUCAAGAACGCUGUAAACUACUGCAUUAAGGAAUUAAAACCUGACAUGACCGUUCAAGAAGCCUUUACCAAUCUCACAAAAAUAAUUCAUCAAUAA
Messenger RNA from Trichomonas vaginalis G3, 261 nucleotides. RefSeq lists its product as uncharacterized. The transcript has a single exon. NCBI's taxonomy places the organism in Eukaryota, Parabasalia, Trichomonadida, Trichomonadidae. The record is from RefSeq and is a predicted model, not a curated record. Bases 1 to 261 code for a protein of 86 amino acids.